AGCUGACCCGGCGUGGCCGGUGACGUGAAGGCCCAGGCGGAAGUGCGGGCGGAGGAGCCGGAGCCGGAGCCCGAGCCUGAGCCUGAGCCCCAAGCCGGGAGCAGGUCUCGGGGGCUCCGGGCCGUGGGGACUGCCGGGCCUGGCAGCGAUGGCGACCCUGUGGGGAGGCCUCGUUCGUCUGGGCUCCAUGCUCAGCUUGUCCUGCCUGGCGCUCUCGGUGCUGCUGCUCGUGCAGCUGUCAGACGCCGCCAAGAAUUUCGAAGAUGUCCGAUGUAAAUGUAUCUGUCCUCCCUAUAAAGAUAAUUCUGGACAUAUUUAUAAUAAGAACAUAUCCCAAAAAGAUUGCGAUUGCCUUCAUGUUGUGGAUCCCAUGCCUGUGCGGGGGCCUGACGUAGAGGCAUACUGUCUACGCUGUGAAUGCAAAUAUGAGGAAAGAAGUUCUGUUACAAUCAAGGUUACUAUUAUAAUUUAUCUCUCCAUUUUGGGCCUUCUACUUCUGUACAUGGUGUAUCUUACUCUGGUGGAGCCCAUACUGAAGAGACGCCUGUUUGGACACUCACAAUUGAUACAGAGCGAUGACGAUGUUGGGGAUCACCAGCCUUUUGCAAAUGCCCAUGAUGUGCUGGCUCGUUCCCGCAGUCGAGCCAAUGUGCUAAAUAAGGUAGAGUACGCCCAGCAGCGCUGGAAGCUUCAAGUUCAAGAGCAGCGAAAAUCCGUCUUUGACCGUCAUGUCGUCCUCAGCUAAUUGGGAAUCAAAUUCAAGGUGACUAGAAGGAAACGAGGCAGAUGGAAAAAAAUUGACUGAGUUUUCCUGGGUUUUGUUUUAAUACCUUCUUGAUUUCACCAACUCCUGCUGGAAAAUUCAAAACUAGAAACAAAAACGUGCUUGGCAUUUUCUUUUCUUGUUAAUGUAUUAAUAGAGACGUUUUUAAAAGCACACACCUCAAAGUCAGCCAAUAAAUCUUUUCCUGUUUGUGACUUUUACUAAUAAAAAUAAGUCUGCCUAAAUUAUCUUAAGUCCUUUACCUGGAACAAGUGCUCUCUUUUUUACCACACAGUUUUAACUUGGUUUUCAAGAUAAUUUUCAGGUGGGUUUUGUUUUGGUUUCUUUUUUGGCAGGGGGGAGAGGGAUGCGUGGGAAGUGCUGAACAUAACUUUUCUCAAGUCACUUUAGUAAACAGCUUUUGUAAAUAGACUUUACUUUCUAUUUUCAAGCUUCAUUUAUAUUUUGCAGCAUAGCCAGCCUCAUCAAAGCCCUGACUUACCCAUUUGAAUUUUGCACUGACUGUAUUGUCUAGGUAUCUGGUUGGCCUGUGGCUGCACUUCCUGGUAAACUGAAUCCGAAAUGCCUGGUGGCUCUUCACAAAAUGCAGAUUUUCUUCUUGUACUGUGAUGUCUGAUGCAAUGCAUCCUAGGACAAACUGGCCAUUUGCUAGUUUACUCUAACGACUAAACAGUCUUGAUGUGUGUGGUCUUUCUCAUCUUCGUCUAGUAUCUUUAAGGACGAAUCUUAAGGACUUGGACAUUUGCAAUAAAGAAAUUUUCUUUUGAACCCAAGCCUCCCUGGAUUGAUGACAUACACAUAUUUGUCAGCAUUUCCGGUCAGGUUGAGAGGCAGCUGCUUGAGCUCUAGUGUGUGCAGCUUUGAACUAGGACUGGAGUUCUGGGUGCCUCCCUCUGAAAGGUAUAACAGUUAUUGGAUAACUGGCUUUUUUCUUCCUAUGUCCUCUUUGGAAUGUAACAAUAAAAAUAAUUUUGAAACACCUA
Messenger RNA from Equus caballus (horse), 1767 nucleotides. It is a transcript of the gene TMEM9B, whose product is annotated as TMEM9 domain family member B. Gene Ontology annotation, cellular component: lysosomal membrane. Gene Ontology annotation, molecular function: protein dimerization activity; RNA polymerase II transcription regulatory region sequence-specific DNA binding; DNA-binding transcription factor activity, RNA polymerase II-specific. Lineage: Eukaryota; Metazoa; Chordata; Mammalia; Perissodactyla; Equidae. The record is from RefSeq and is a predicted model, not a curated record. Gene Ontology annotation, biological process: developmental process; positive regulation of canonical NF-kappaB signal transduction; regulation of transcription by RNA polymerase II.